Messenger RNA from Ceratitis capitata (Mediterranean fruit fly), 5525 nucleotides. It is a transcript of the gene Nna1, whose product is annotated as cytosolic carboxypeptidase Nna1. The record is from RefSeq and is a predicted model, not a curated record. Bases 385 to 5454 code for a protein of 1689 amino acids. Lineage: Eukaryota; Metazoa; Arthropoda; Insecta; Diptera; Tephritidae. Gene Ontology annotation, biological process: proteolysis. Gene Ontology annotation, molecular function: metallocarboxypeptidase activity; zinc ion binding. The transcript is spliced from 18 exons.
AUACAAAAUUUUCGUUUCAAAUGUUGUAUAUUUCAAUAUAUUUUUUUUUAUUUUUUAUUUUCAAAUUUCUUUAUCUAACUAAUGACGGUGCUAAUAACUUUGGCGAGAGCAAAUUACUUAAGAUAAGCUCAAAUACUCUUCGACGCAUACAGAAACCCGUGUAGAGUGCCAAGAGUAAUAACAGUGAGUGUAUUGAGUGAAUUUGGAUUAAUUAAAUAUAAAUUGUUUGCUUGUGAAUAGUGUAAUUGUGUUCUAAUAGCUAAUAAUCUGUAGUGAAGUAAAUUAAUUGCAAGAUUAAUGAAAAUAAAUAAUUGAAAGUGAUUCGAAUAUUUGUGGUCCGUAAAUGUUACAGGAGGCGUCGUACAAAUUCUAAACGAAAUCGUGAUGACAACUUCUGGUUUUCUAGGCAACUUCCUUUCCAAAGGCCUGAAGACCAAUCAAUUGGAGGUGAAUACCGAUGAGAAGACGUUGCGGCCCAUAGCACGUUUAAAAGAACCACGUGAUCUUUUCGCACUGCCGAAAGACAAGGAUCAUGAUUGCUCACAGCAGGCCCCCAGAUGGCCGAUUGAGUGUCAGGUCAUCGAGGAGAGUGUCGUUCACAUACCGUUUGUACCAGCACAACCGGAGCCGUACAAUCAGCCGUCCGGGCAUGAAUUAAAACCACGUCCGGUGGGCGAAGAGAAUGGCAUGGUGGUCUUCAAUUACAAUCCCGUUAGCGCUGUCAAUUAUAAGAAAAAAUCAAAAGCACAGAAUUCGUCUAGCGAUUCGGAUAUAUCAUCCUCCGAGUCUCGUGGUUCUUCACCCGAUUGCAGUACGCCCGAUCGUCGUAAGUUGAAAUUGAAGAAUUCUUUCACCAAAAUGUUGGCCAGUCUGGAACGACGCUCUUCGAGCAAUUCCAACGACGAAUACGAUGAAGAUGAUGAUGAAAAUGACGAUGUGGAUGACGAGAACGAUGAUGAAAUGCACGCAAAAACAGUCGAAAAGACCUUAACCAAAGUAAUCGAAGAGAAAACUGAAGCUGAUGAUAACGCUAACGAUGACAUCGAUGAUAUUUGGGCAAGCCAAUCGCCUGAAUACCAACCAGCCACGCCUACUUAUAUCAAGAGUCAAUUUGGCAAAGACAUAACAACAAUUAAAAAUAAGCAAAAAGCGCUCAAAUCAACAGCAUACACAUGUCUCGAAGACGAACCACUACCAAAUCUACCCACACGUCCCAUCGCACCGGUAAAAUUAAGUGAAUGCAAAUCAAAUGUCCAUAGUAACUACUCGUCAGGAGAGUUAGGUUGCCAGAUGGGCGCGAAAUCUAGUUAUAGUAGCAGCAGUAGUAGUAGUAGUAGUAGCUUAAGCAGUGACCUUGAUGUUGAGGCAAAUCGUGACAAGGCCAACGUCAACGAGGACGAUGAUGAUGACGGUAGUAAGACUUUGCGGGAAACCGUGACCACCACGAAUAUGAUGAAUUCUACGCACGCAACACUGGCGGCGGUAGCAAAAUUGAAAGAUCCAAAUUCCAAAUCAAUGAAUAAACAACUCGUUGAAAGAUUGGCACAAAAUCAGAUAUUCAAACCAAGCUCAUCAUCUGCGUCCAGUACAAUCAAUGCACAAAUUCAGAGUUUAGAUUUUCUUAGUGAUUUACAACAUUGUAAUGAUAAUCAAAAUAGAACGAAUGAUAAUUCCAAUAGAAAUAAUGAAAUUGCCAAUUCUGAUUCAUUAUAUGAUACUCAGUUUAGUCGCUCAGCAUUCGGUGGUUCUAAGAUCCUCAUGAAUUGUCAUCCCUGCAGUGCGGAGGAGUAUGAUGGUCUGGAGUUUGAGUCGCGUUUCGAGUCCGGCAAUCUGGCGAAGGCGGUGAUGAUAACGCAAACCUAUUAUGAGCUACAUCUGCGUUCGGAUUUGUACACGAGCCGUUCUAAGCAAUGGUUCUACUUUCGUGUGCGUCGGACUAGGAAGAAUGUUAUUUAUAGGUUUUCCAUCGUGAACCUGGUCAAAUCGGAUAGCCUGUAUAAUGAUGGCAUGCGACCGCUCAUGUAUUCGACCAUCAACGCCAAGCAGACACGUGAGGGUUGGAGGCGUUGCGGCACAAAUAUCGCCUACUAUCGCAACGAUGAUGACACACCAACAGGCGAGGAGGAGGAUGAAAACAGCUCCUAUACGUUAACGUUUAAUAUUGAAUUUCAACACGACAACGAUACGGUAUACUUCGCACACAGUUAUCCGUACACGUACAGUGACUUGCAGGAUUAUCUGAUGUCUAUACAAAAGGAUCCUGUCAAAUCGAAAUUUUGUAAAUUAAGACUUUUGUGUCGCUCGCUUGCGGGUAAUAAUGUGUAUUAUUUAACGGUGACAGCGCCGGUGGCCGACGAGGAGGCGAUGAGGAAAAAGAAAGCCAUCGUCGUCUCAGCGCGUGUACAUCCCAGCGAAACGCCCGCUUCGUGGAUGAUGAAGGGCCUAAUGGAUUUCAUUACCGGCGAUACGUUGGCCGCGAAGAGACUACGCCAUCGCUUCAUAUUCAAACUAAUACCAAUGCUCAAUCCGGAUGGGGUAAUUGUAGGCAAUACACGCAACUCGUUGACGGGUAAAGAUCUAAAUCGACAAUAUCGUACCGUUAUACGGGAAACAUAUCCAUCCAUUUGGUAUACGAAAGCCAUGGUUAAAAGACUGAUUGAUGAAUACAAAGUUGUCUUAUACUGUGAUAUGCACGCCCAUUCGCGUAAACAUAAUAUUUUCGUUUAUGGCUGUGAGAAUAAACGUAAUCCGGAGAAGAAGCUUACGGAACAAGUAUUUCCGUUGAUGUUGCACAAGAAUGUGGCUGAUAAGUUCUCCUUUGAAAGCUGUAAAUUUAAAGUGCAACGCAGUAAGGAGGGCACUGGCCGCAUUGUGGUUUGGAUGCUGGGCAUCACAAACAGUUAUACAAUUGAGGCAUCCUUUGGCGGCUCAUCGCUGGGCUCACGCAAGGGUACACACUUUAAUACGGCGGAUUAUGAGCACAUGGGACGCGCUUUUUGUGAAACGCUGCUCGAUUAUGGCGAUGAUACACCAAAUAAAGUAAAGAAAAUGGCUAAACAUAUGAAACAAAUUAAAAAGAUAAGAAAACGUGAGAAACGUGAGAAGAAAGCAUUGAAAUUGAAGAAAAUGGCCGAACAGGAGCGUUUGCGUUUGAAAAUCAUUGAGCGCCUGCUGAAAGAAGGUUCCAACGCCGAUGAACCACUCAAUAUACCACUCUCCGAUUACUCAAGCGAUGAAGGUGGUGUGUCUAGUUCGGAGAAUGAUGGACGCGGUUCGAGUUUUUCCGAUUUGGAGGGACCAUGCUGUGCACUGAGCAGAGCACCGCCAUCUACGCCCGAGGCCGAGGCACAGCAUCGACGGCACAAAUUAAAUUGUAUGCGUCGUGUUAUGCGUGAACUCGAUCGCAUUUACUUUCAACCGUUAUUCCAAAAGAAAUUCCGUUGCUUUAUGCGUUAUAAACGUACCAAACAGAAGCGUACCGAUAAGAAGAGUGCGAAAAAGAAGAGUACGGUUAGUGUCGAAACGGCGAAUAACUCAGAAACGCGUCGCAUACAGGGUGGUGGCGCGGCAGCUGGUGAUGGUAUUAUGAGAAAAGAAUGUAUCUUCGAAGAGAUCUUCCAAGAUGCACAUGAUGGCACAUCGAGAGAGAGUUUAGCAGUACGCUCACCGGGUUGUAACUUGAAUACUAAUGAAUCUGAUGAACGCGCAUUUCAUUCGGCGGAAGGUGGUACAGAUGAAUCGAAGCAAGAUUGUAGAAAAGUGUGGUCUAAACCACUGAAUAUUAAAAAGAGAGCUAAAGGAAAGUCCGCGACUAAGGAGUCACAGACGCAAUGUGUGAUGGUGUCGAGAAAGCUGCGUACGUGGUUGGCAGAAAGAAAAAUAUUUAUCUAUCGCAGUAAGCAAAAGCAACGUAAGCCCCGUCCACGCCGCUCGCACAGCAAUCGCAAACGCAGCGAAACACGCAUAGCACUGGAUCUACCCACCACAGAUCCCAGCGCCGAUUUAAUAUUCUCAACCGAUGACGAGGCAAAUCCACGUGAAGAGGACACCAGCCUGCCACAAUAUUGUAUUGCGCCGCGUGAGCGUGCCCGCCGUUUAUUGCAGAGUGAAUUACAACGGCGCUAUAUCGAAGAGAUUGGAGAUAAUGUUACAGAACGAGGUAGAGCCAAAAUGCCACCCGAAUUGAUUAUAACAUCACCAUCGAAAGGUACAAAAAUCACUAUCAGGCCAACUAUGACGCCGUCUACGCAGCGGCAACCCGAUGCGAUCGGUACACUCGAAUUUCCGGUGGCAUUUAAGCCGGCUAGGCGCACAAACUCAUGGCAUAACCUCAAUAAUGGUGCUCUCAAACCGGUGUGUAUGGGCCGACAAAAUUCACGUCUGAUGAGCUCCUACAAUCCCAACGAAAACAACAUAGAGGAAUUAGAUUUAAAACUUUCAUUAAAGAAAAAAUACUGGACUGGUCUUAAACCGGAUAAGUCUAAGGAUAUCGUGGAAUGUCAGCGACCACUCUCAUGGAAUCAACAAAUCCUGCGCCGUUCGCACCAAACGGGCCAGCUAAAACCACAAACUUGUGAACGGCUGAAAAAAUCAUCGCGCGAAAAUCAAAAUCUUCAAAAAGCCGAUAAUGAAGCAUUUCUCAACGCCUGUUCACAAAAGUUGAUGCAUUGGCAGCAGGAAUUAAGCAACACCAACAAAGCUUAUGGCGAUAGUGGUGCGGACGCUUCGCCAAUACUAACACGAAAAAUUGAUAUACAAAUGGGCGCCAUUGCGUUAGGUAUGCCGGAGAUUAUCGAGAAUGAGCGUACAAUGCGUAUUUUUAGAAAAGUUUCGCAAGCGAAGAAGGAGCUUAAGGCACCCACGAAGGAAGAGGUAGUAAAUGGGGAGCACAAACUCAGACGUCGCAGUAACGCACUAACAAAAAUCGCUGAUACAACACAACUCAUAGCGCGCUUAACCAAAAGUAGAUCGAAAACACGCAACAAUCACAAUUCCACCACUGCCAACCGCGCCAACAAUAGCAAUCAACACGGCGCACUCUCAACGCAAACAUCGAAAGGGAGCGUACAUGGCAUUAAUCGCUUCAAAACAGGUGGCCUCGUUGUUACCGCUGUGCAGCAAUCCUCAACAAAGAAAGUUAAAAAACAGCAUCGUAACAACAAAUCACAACAUUUGAUUGGUGGCGUCGGUGUCGGUGGAGCGUGCAAAAAGGAACAGAGCAGUGGUGUUAGUGGUGUUACAUUACUUAGUAAAACCAAUGUUUCGAUGAAAUCUACAUUGAGUUCCAACACAUUCGUACGCAAAGUAAAAUCCAAGCUUUCGAAAAGAAAAUCAAAUCAUUCACGCGAUGAACCGUCCAUUAUAGUACCAAGCGGCCGCUCUUUGGUUAACACCAGCGGCAUUAUUAUGACUAGCAACAGUAUUUACGGUCUGCCUUUGUCAAGAAAGAUGUAAUAUAUACAUACAUACAUACAUAAGUAACUGUUUAUAAACUGAUAAAUAAAAUAUAUAAUAAUAAUGUUAGC